This is a messenger RNA of Haemonchus placei, 522 nucleotides long. Lineage: Eukaryota; Metazoa; Nematoda; Chromadorea; Rhabditida; Trichostrongylidae. The record is from the annotation of a GenBank genome assembly.
AUGGAACUACCAGGGUUAGGAUUCGAUUUUGAUUCAUCACUGUUCCUUUCAGAGUUGACAAAUAGACCACCUGAAGGGAUUCUAGCCGCACCAUUGGAGGAAGAUAACUUUUUUGAAUGGGAGUGUCUUAUUACUGGUCCGGAGGACACAUGCUUCGCCAAUGGUGUGUUUCCUGCACGAAUUUCGUUCCCACAGGAUUAUCCUCUGAGCCCACCGAAAAUGAGAUUCACCUGCGAUUUGUUCCAUCCCAAUAUCUACCAAGACGGUCGAGUUUGUAUUUCAAUUUUGCACGCUCCUGGCGACGAUCCAACUGGGUAUGAAAGUUCAUCUGAAAGAUGGAGUCCUGUCCAGUCAAUCGAGAAGAUCCUUCUUAGCGUUGUAAGCAUGCUGGCUGAACCGAACGAUGAAUCUCCUGCAAACGUCAAUGCAGCAAAAAUGUGGCGUGAAGAUAGACAACAAUUUGAGAAGAUCGCCGACAACCUCGUGCGGAAAACCCUUUGUCUACCACUGUCGGAGUCAUGA